AGUGCCAACAUCUUGUGCCGGCACUGGGCUAGAAUUCAAACGUGUGCCGCCCCAUUCUUUCGCGUGUUAUAUCGCAGCGUGCAAAUUUCAAAUGAUACGUUAAUUCGUGUAGUGCGUGUUCGAAAUUGGUGAUUGUACAAGUUAACAAUUUAUAGUGAACAAAAAUGUUAACUAAACGCAAAAACAACAAGUAUAUUCAUAAUUACAAUUUUCCACUUACAAAACUUCGAAACGUGUAUUGUAUACAGUGCAAACAUCAAUUUAUUUUUCAAGAAUUUGUUCCUUUACGUGGUGUUAUUCCUUUAUUAUUAGAUUGUGGACAUACAAUAUGUGACAAGUGUAUGAAAUUAUUUGUUAAUAAACCUUGUCCUCUAUGUAAUGUAGUUUCACAAUGUGAAAAUGAUCAUAUACUUUCAUUAUCUUUACAUAUAUAUACAUUAGGAUUAAUGGUCAUGUCGCAUAAUCGACCAAUUAUUACAGAUGAUUUAGAUAUUUCUUUUUCUAAAUUAUCUACUUCUAAAUCAAAGCAACAGUGCAUAAAAGGAUUGUGUUAUGAAUGUGGAAUUCAAGCAACUAUAAAAUGUCUACAAUGCGUUGUUCUUUUUUGCAAUAUUUGUUAUACAAAGAUUCAUGGGAAAGCACUACAAAAUCAUACAAAAAUAAUGUUAACAGAAGACAAUAAUGAAAAUUCUUUUACUAUAAGAAAUACGUGUUCAGAACGGUGUAAUGAACCAGUAGGAUAUUAUUGUCAAAAUUGUGAUAUAUCGGGUUGUUCACAUUGUAUGCUACGAUCGCACAAAACACAUAUUUAUCAACCAUUACUUAAGAAGAAUGAAGAAAUGCUGGAAGAAUUCUACAAAGUGUUUGAUGACGUGUCCGAGAACCUCAAGAGAAUUCAACAGGCGCAAAAGGUACGUAGAAUUUAUUAAAGCGCAAUAACGACUAUCCGUGCUGUACAGCAAAGCGAGAAAAGGGGCGAUUGUAAGUAAUUUAAAAUCACGUUAUCGUUUAUUAUCGAUAUGCGUAGUAAUUAAUGUAACGAUAAAUAUUUGCAUAAUUGUUCAAAUUGUUUGCGCAACGCCCACAUUGAAACACAAGAUGCUUUGCAUCGACGGGUUUUACAUAAAACCCUUUCUCGCGAUAUCAAUUACCCAUUUUACCCACGCAUAUUUCGUUUCGUACAAGAGCUUGUACACGGAUUCAAAAGCGAGCCAGAAUUUGCGUAUUCCUCUUUUUUUCCUUACUUUUUCGUUUACUUGCUCGAUUCGAAAGUGACUCGACCGCUUUCCAUCACUUUUUCGAAGAAUCGUUCAAACUAAUUCGAAACUUUUCUCGAGGAAAAAGAAGGAAAGGAGAGGAAGAAAAAGAGAAU
This is a messenger RNA of Apis dorsata (giant honeybee), 1372 nucleotides long. RefSeq lists its product as uncharacterized. Lineage: Eukaryota; Metazoa; Arthropoda; Insecta; Hymenoptera; Apidae. The coding region runs from base 165 to 929 and encodes 254 amino acids. The record is from RefSeq and is a predicted model, not a curated record. Gene Ontology annotation, molecular function: zinc ion binding. The transcript has 6 exons.